Enhydra lutris kenyoni (northern sea otter) is the source of this 2484-nucleotide messenger RNA. Its product is annotated as leucine rich repeats and guanylate kinase domain containing. NCBI's taxonomy places the organism in Eukaryota, Metazoa, Chordata, Mammalia, Carnivora, Mustelidae. The record is from RefSeq and is a predicted model, not a curated record. The transcript is spliced from 20 exons. Gene Ontology annotation, molecular function: GMP kinase activity; protein binding. Gene Ontology annotation, cellular component: cytosol. The coding region runs from base 1 to 2484 and encodes 827 amino acids.
AUGGCGGCCGCCGGGAGCGGUCCCCAGUGGCCGAUGUCUUCCCCUCUCCAGAGCGGUUCACGAACCGGGGCCCAGUGGAUUCUGCCGCACUCAGAAAAAGAGCGGCAGUCUCGCUGGUCUUCUUUUCCCAUGGGGCAGAGAUCGAAAGGUACUUUCCACAAAGCCUCCUCCUACCUGCUCCAGCAGCUCAUUCACCGCUCUCAGGAGUCGGACGCGGACGGAGAGGAGUACGAGGACGAGGCCGAGGGCGAGGGCGAAGGGGAAUCCGAGGAGUCCUCAGAGUCCGAGAUGCAGGAUUUGGAGGAGAAAUUUGAUGGGGUCCUGAGAGAGGAGGUCGUGGCCAAUGCCCUUCACCAGUUGGGGCGCUCGGGCUCUGGGACUGAGCAGGUCUAUCUCAAUCUAGCUUUACCAGGUUGUGAUUUAAUUGACAUUAGCAUUCUCUGUGAAUAUGUUCACCUACAGAAGUUGGAUCUUUCAGUAAAUAAAAUUGAAGAUCUGUCUUGUGUGAGUUGUAUGCCUUACCUUCUAGAACUUAAUGCUUCUCACAAUAAAUUGACGACAUUCUUCAAUUUCAAGCCACCCAAAAAUCUCAAGAAUGUGGAUUUUUCCUACAAUCAAAUUUCUGAAAUGCGUGAUUUGUCAGAAUACCAGACUCUCACUAAACUAAUUUUGGACAACAACGAGAUAGAGGAGAUCAGUGGGCUAGAGCUGUGUAGUGGCCUAACGCACCUGAGUCUGGCCAAGAACAAGAUCACAUCAAUUAACGGCUUAGGCAUGCUGCCAAUCAAGAUCCUUUGUCUGAGCAGUAACAGGAUUGAGAAGAUCACGGGUUUGGAGGACCUAAAAGCCUUGCAGAUCGUGGAUCUGUCCCACAAUCAGAUCAGCAGCCUCCAGGGCUUGGAGAACCAUGACUUCCUGGAGGUGAUCAAUCUGGAAGAUAAUAAGAUUGCCGAGCUGGGUGAAAUAGAAUACAUUGAAAAUCUACCUCUCCUCCGGGUUCUCAAUUUUCUAAGAAAUCCAAUUCAGGAAAAAUCUGAAUAUUGGUUCUUCGUGAUUUUUAUGCUCCUACGAUUAACAGAAUUAGACCAGAAGAAAAUUAAAGUGGAAGAAAAGGUUGCAGCUGUGAAUAUAUACGACCCUCCCCCUGAAGUGGUCGCAGCCCAAGAUCACCUGACCCAUGUCGUCAACAGCGUGAUGCAGCCCCAGAGGAUCUUUGACAGCACUCUCCCCCGCCUGGACGCCCCAUAUCCCAUGCUGGUGCUGGCUGGUCCUGAAGCCUGUGGGAAACGAGAACUUGCUCACCGCCUCUGCAGACAGUUCAGCACGUACUUCCGGUACGGGGCCUGCCACACCACCAGACCGCCUUACUUUGGAGAAGGGGAUCGAGUGGAUUACCAUUUUAUCUCUCAGGAAGUUUUUGAUGAAAUGCUAAACAUGGGGAAAUUCAUUCUUACCUUUAAUUAUGGUAGUCACAGUUACGGAUUAAAUAGGGACACCAUAGAAGGUAUCGCGAGAGACGGUUUGGCAAGCUGUAUUCACAUGGAAAUAGAAGGUGUAAGAAGUUUGAAAUUUUCCUAUUUUGAGCCUCGAUAUAUCCUGGUGGUGCCCAUGGACAAGGAAAAAUAUGAGGGAUAUUUGCGGAGAAAAGGAUUAUUCAGUCGUGUAGAGAUUGAAUUUGCUGUGUCCAGAGUGGACCUUUAUAUUAAAACCAAUCAGAAAUUUCCAGGAUAUUUUGAUGCGAUCAUCAAUGCAGAUGAUCUGGAAGUUGCCUACCAAAAGCUGAGUCACCUCAUCAGAGAAUACCUUGGAUUGUCUGAGGAAACAUCCAAGAAUUUGGCUCCGACUGCAGGUACUAAGAUGCCUCCGCUGAAAUCUGAAGAUUCCGCUCGGAAGCGCUCCACUUUGAAUCUGUGUGACCUCCUGGAUUCUACAGACAGAAACUACUUUGUGAAAUUAUGGGCCAGACUUUCAGCCAAAAAAACCCCAGUGGAAAGAGAUUCUAUAGAGAGACAAUAUGAGACAGCCCGGCAGGCCCUGAUGGGAAAGAUAUCUCCUCAUCACACACUCCUGUUUCAAAGGGGUCCAGUGCCAGCACCUGUUACCAAUGGUCUACAUUAUUUUACAGCUUUAGAACUGCAGAAAAAUUUUGAGCUUUGUGAAGAUUAUUUUAAAGCUCCCAUUGGACCGUAUUCCGAGAGGAGUGGCAAGGAUUCCCACCUUCUCAAGAACUACUCUACGAUAUUUCAUGCUUAUCCAUGGUUGAAAGACAUGUCUUCUCAGCCUCCAGAGGGCAGUGGUUAUUCUCGCCCGGGAUCAGCAGUAAGUGAUGGUGAGGCUGAUCAGGCCCUAAGAGAGCUAUUUAAACACUCACUUCCAUGGGACAAAGUGCCUGUCCAACACAGAAGACACACGGUCUCGGUCGCCAGCCACCCAGGUUUUAACACCAAACUCAUCCUCCCUCCAAUCCCUCAGGGCCCCAAGUAG